CAUAUCCGAGUUCGUUUCAAAGCGCACCGUCGUGUACCGAGCGGCGUCGGCUUCGUGAAAUAGUGAGACUUUUCCCCGACUAAAGUAAUGUUGUACAACAUUUGAAAGACAUUGUAUUGCUGUCUACAAGUGGUUUAUUUCACUCAUAUUCGUCACUGUCAACCAAUGCGGUGUUUUUGAGACAAUAGUCAUUUCCGGUUUUGUGAUGGCGACGCCUCGAAAAUAGACGAUUGUGCUCUUGUUGUCAGCGAGGCUCACGCUGGUAUCCCAAACUGCUCACGUAGUAGCUUCAAAUGCUAUAUUAAAGUAAUAUAUUUGGAAAUAAGUGCUAAUCAAACGAGUGUAGUUAGCCAGUUAGCGAACUAGACAUGAAACAAUUUAAGAACCUAAGUACUUUAUUUUCCUCUCCACACGCGUGGACACCCUUCAGGAGUUUACAGGUCAGAUUGUGCUGUCAUUCAAACGAGAAAAGGAAAACAUUCACGACUAAAAUCUCCUCAGGUCCAAGUUUUUCUGAUUUUAUCAGAGGAGUCCCAAGUACGAAAGAAAGUGUUGCAGACAAAAAAUACAAACAUGAGUAUUUCCCCGACGACGUGGAGAUGGGGAAUUCACGAAAAGUCUACUUUGAAACAUAUGGAUGCCAAAUGAAUGUAAAUGACACGGAGAUUGCCUGGUCCAUUCUACAAAGGAACGGAUAUCAACGCACCACAUAUUUAAAUGAGGCAGAUGUUGUCCUGCUUGUAACGUGCUCCAUAAGAGAAAAAGCAGAACAAACCAUCUGGAACAGACUACAAGAACUGACAGCGAUGAAGAAGAAACGCUUGAAGAGUCGAACGCCAAUGAAAAUUGGGAUUUUAGGUUGCAUGGCAGAGAGAUUGAAGACGGAGCUUUUGGAGCGCGAGAAGCUCUUAGACGUUCUCGCCGGGCCAGACGCCUACCGCGACCUUCCGCGCCUGUUGACUGUAGCCGAGGGAGGUCAACAAGCAAGCAACCUGUUGCUGUCGUUAGAGGAGACCUACGCUGACAUUAUGCCCGUCCAUCACUCUGCACAGGGCCACAGUGCUUUUGUGUCCAUCAUGCGGGGCUGUGACAAUAUGUGCAGUUACUGCAUUGUUCCCUUCACGCGCGGCCGCGAGAGGAGCCGACCUGUCAGCUCUGUUCUUGAGGAAGUCCAAAUGCUUUCAGACCAGGGCGUGAAGGAGGUGACAUUGCUGGGCCAGAAUGUGAACAGCUACAGGGACACAUCGGAAGAGCAGUUCUGGGGUACGAGUCCCACCAAGCUGAGCCACGGCUUUAAGACGCUUUAUCGAGCCAAACAGGGAGGUCUGCGUUUCUCUGACCUGCUGGACAGAAUAUCUCAGGUGGAUCCCAAUAUGAGGGUCAGAUUCACGUCACCACAUCCAAAGGACUUCCCCGAUGAGGUUUUGCAUUUGAUCGCAGAGAGGGGAAACAUUUGUAAACAGAUCCAUCUUCCGGUUCAGAGUGGCAGCAGUCAGGUCUUGAAAGCUAUGCGCCGUGGCUACACAAGAGAGGCAUACCUCGAGCUAGUCCAGAACAUCAGGAGUAUUAUUCCAGAGGUUAGUCUCAGCAGUGACUUCAUCUCAGGCUUCUGCGGUGAGACGGAGGAAGACCACCAGCAGACUUUGUCACUUAUCAGAGAAGUGGGCUACAACAUAGGGUUCCUCUUUGCCUACAGUAUGAGAAAGAAAACCCACGCCUUCCAUUCCCUUCAAGACGACGUGCCAGUUGCGGUAAAGCAACACAGGCUGGAGGAGUGCAUCAGUGCGUUCAGGCAGGAAGCCGCAAAAAUCAACGCUGCUCUUGUUGGCAGCACACAGCUUGUCCUGGUGGAGGGGGAGAGUAAGAGAUCUGCCAAGGAGCUGUGUGGGAGAACAGAUGGCAACAUGAGAGUGAUUUUCCCUAGAGAGGAUGUGGCUGCUCAGUCUGCAGAGUCCAAUACUGCUGCAGUCAACGCUGGAGAUUAUGUCAUGGUGAAGAUAAUGUCAUCCAGCUCACAGAGCUUGAGAGGUCAAGCCUUGCGUCACAGCUCCCCAAUGAUGCAGUCGCAACCUCUGCCCAGGCAACAACGUGACGACCAUUUGGCCACAGAACCAACCAUGAUUGCCACAUGA
Molecule: messenger RNA, 2132 nt
Organism: Nerophis lumbriciformis (worm pipefish)
Lineage: Eukaryota; Metazoa; Chordata; Actinopteri; Syngnathiformes; Syngnathidae
Gene: cdk5rap1
Product: CDK5 regulatory subunit associated protein 1
Biological process (GO): tRNA modification; negative regulation of cyclin-dependent protein serine/threonine kinase activity
Cellular component (GO): mitochondrion; cytosol
Molecular function (GO): tRNA-2-methylthio-N(6)-dimethylallyladenosine(37) synthase activity; 4 iron, 4 sulfur cluster binding
Source: RefSeq, a predicted model, not a curated record